This is a messenger RNA of Protopolystoma xenopodis, 663 nucleotides long. Lineage: Eukaryota; Metazoa; Platyhelminthes; Monogenea; Polystomatidea; Polystomatidae. The record is from the annotation of a GenBank genome assembly.
AUGGCGGAUUCAAUGGGCCGUUCUAGUGGCAAGCCAUGUCGUAGACAUUUUCUUGGAAAAUCACCAGAUUCAAGAUCAUUCAGCUCGCCCAUGCAGCUGAUCAAUCUACAAGAGGAAAGUGAAGAGACCAAAACUUCAAAUGGAGUGGAUAAUACCGAUGAGAGGCCAAAGACUUCAAGAGAGUCUAGCCUAGGCGAUAAGGAAAAAAAAGGAAUGGCAGAGAAUGAGGUUUCGCAGAAUAAGGAAGUGUACGAAGAGAGGAAUUAUGACGAAGCUUGCGAAGAAUCAUUGUGUAAUAAUGAGAGGGCAAGAACUGCCGGGGAACAAGCUUCAAUUCGACUGGCUAGAAGCGGACCUGGCGGUCACAUUCGGAACAUAACGGAUCAAAACAGGGGUGUCAUCCAAGCGUCAGCAUCAUGGCCAUCCCGGAGAAUAUCGUGCAAACAUGAGAUGCCGGCGCCCAGAGACCUCGAGGCUUGGAUACUUCAGAGGUUUAGACGCGGCUAUUUUCGUGUUGCUUCGGCUAUGGAGGCGGCAGUUGCCUCAGCAAAAGAGGCAUCUGGUCUGCAUUCGGCAUCGAAUGGGAACAAGGCUGCAGAAGUUUUGGUGGGUUUCAGAUAUUGUCACUUUGAAACUGAUGAGGUAAAGAGCGAUAGGAGCUAA